AUGGAAAAGAUUUUCUCUGUCGAAGAAAUCUCCGGUAACCAUCUUUGGCCGGAGCUGACGAAAGAGGCGGCGAUGAAUCGCAGUGACUCCGAGUGGGCAUUUCAUCGCUACAUACAAGAAUCCUCCGCCGCAGCAGACGACGCCAGUGCCGGAGAAGCUGCGACGGCGUGUGACGUUUCCGUUUCCGUUUCCGUCUCUGGACCUCCUUCUCCGAAUGUUCCGGUCGAUUCCGAAGAGUACAGGGAAUUUCUGAAGAAUAAACUCAAUCUAGCUUGUGCCGCUGUCGCCAUGAAAAGGGGAGCUUUCAUCAAACCUCAGGAUACCUCUGCUAGAUCUGAGAAUGGUGGAGGAGCAUAUACAUCCAGUACAUCGGAGCAAGGCUCUCUAGCUUCUUCCAAAGCUACACCAGUGAUGAGCAGUGCUAUAACAAGUGGAUCUGAGCUCUCUGGUGAUGAAGAAGAAGCUGAUGGUGAAACAAAUAUGAACCCUACCAAUGUUAAGCGUGUGAGAAGGAUGCUCUCUAACAGAGAAUCAGCUAGACGGUCCAGAAGAAGAAAACAGGCACACCUGAGUGAGCUAGAGACACAAGUUUCACAGCUCCGUGUAGAGAAUUCGAAGCUCAUGAAAGGCCUCACUGACGUAACUCAGACAUUCAACGACGCAGCUGUAGAAAACAGAGUUUUGAAAGCUAAUAUUGAGACAUUACGAGCAAAGGUGAAAAUGGCUGAGGAGACUGUGAAGAGAAUCACUGGCUUCAACCCAAUGUUCCACACUAUGCCUUCAGCUGUCUCUAUUCCAUCAAAGACAUCAGAUUCUCUAGACACAAGGAUCCACGUGACCACACGAGAGACCAGCUCUGGCAACAAUAACAAAAGCAAGUCCUUGAUCGGGUGCAAGAUGAACAGAACAGCUUCGAUGCGUAGAGUUGCGAGCUUGGAACAUCUUCAGAAACGUAUUCGAAGCGUUGGGGAUCAGUAG
Messenger RNA from Microthlaspi erraticum, 978 nucleotides. The record is from the annotation of a GenBank genome assembly. Lineage: Eukaryota; Viridiplantae; Streptophyta; Magnoliopsida; Brassicales; Brassicaceae.